Rhea pennata is the source of this 1760-nucleotide messenger RNA. RefSeq names its product Yip1 domain family member 5 (gene YIPF5). Lineage: Eukaryota; Metazoa; Chordata; Aves; Rheiformes; Rheidae. The record is from RefSeq and is a predicted model, not a curated record. Gene Ontology annotation, cellular component: membrane; trans-Golgi network. The transcript has 5 exons. Bases 845 to 1456 code for a protein of 203 amino acids. Gene Ontology annotation, biological process: regulation of ER to Golgi vesicle-mediated transport; vesicle fusion with Golgi apparatus; endoplasmic reticulum to Golgi vesicle-mediated transport.
CAGCUUCAGCGCAGACUUCUUCCAGACGAGUUACAGCAUCGACGACCAGGCGCAGCCCUAUGACUACAGCGGCAGCGGGGGGCCCUACAGCAAGUAACUCGUGCACGCUCCCCGAGCUCCCCUCGCCCCUGUCCGCCGGCAGCCCCGCUCGCGCCUCCUGGGGACGAAGCCUCACCCGAGAUCCGCUUGAGAAAGCCUAAAUAUGUUCAGAAAGGGCCUGGCGCUGCAGCCGGUUGCUGCUGCCCGCAAGCAAAUGCCCCUUGCAGUGUUCUAUGAGCAGCACCAUUUAUAUCCCUGUAUUCCACAGUAUAAAGCGUUUUCCUAUAUUUUACAAUACAGAACGGUUAUAUGUUGAAUACCCAUUUUUCUGCAUUUUUAAACAAAAUUUAGAAGCUUGAAAGAGAGAUUCUAUAAUAGUAAUUAUAGCUUAGGCAUGCUUAUUUUUAAGGCUAUUGUUUCCUUCUGUCUAAGUCUUUAGGAGAGGAAACAUUGUUGUUCCAUAAGUCCUUCCCCAGUCACCCAGGGAGUAGAAAUCAGUCCAGGUGCCAAAUUUGUAGGAAAUCAUGGCAGACUUUUCAACGUCGUGGGAGCUUUUAGGACUACUUUGUGAACGUCUAGAUUCAGGCUGAGAUUUUUUUUUUUUUUUUUUUAAUUAUGACUUAUGCAUGAUCAUGGUGCUGUAUUAAAAAGGUAGAUAUGUGUAAGAAUUGUAGUGCUGCAAUAUGGUUGAGCUCCACUUACACGUGAAGAGAGAACUGAACUUGGGGUUUUCCUUUUUUCUUAAUUUUAGAAGCAAUAUGGAGGCUAUGAGUAUUCUCAGCAAAGUGGAUUUAUCCCUCCAGAAAUGAUGCAACAGCAGCAACCUUACACAGGGCAGAUUUAUCAGCCAACGCAGACGUAUACUCCAACUUCAGCACAGUCUUUUUAUGGAAGUAGUUUUGAGGAUGAACCUCCUCUAUUAGAAGAAUUAGGGAUCAAUUUCGACCACAUCUGGCAGAAGACACUAACAGUGCUGCAUCCGUUAAAAGUAGCAGAUGGCAGCAUCAUGAAUGAGACUGAUUUGGCUGGACCAAUGGUCUUUUGUCUAGCUUUUGGAGCCACAUUAUUACUGGCUGGUAAAAUUCAGUUUGGUUACGUGUAUGGAAUAAGUGCAAUCGGAUGUUUAGGGAUGUUUUGUCUCCUGAACCUAAUGAGCAUGACGGGUGUCUCAUUUGGCUGUGUUGCCAGUGUCCUUGGAUACUGUCUUCUUCCUAUGAUCUUACUUUCCGCUUUUGCAGUUGUAUUUUCGUUGCAGGGAAUGAUGGGAAUUAUUCUCACUGCUGGAAUCAUUGGCUGGUGCAGCUUUUCUGCUUCCAAAAUCUUUAUUUCUGCCUUAGCAAUGGAAGGGCAACAACUCCUAGUAGCAUACCCCUGUGCUUUAUUGUAUGGAGUCUUUGCUCUCAUUUCUGUGUUUUGAAUAGACUGUACGAAUUAUCGGACUCCAGUGGGCCAAAAUGAAAACAUCAACUUGGAAUAUUUAGUUGGACCAGAAGCAGCUGCAAACAGCUAUAUAAUAUUGCUGUCAUGAAAUUUAGACCUGUUUUGAAUUAUCUGGAACAAUGGAAACAAAUGUCUUGUGUUCACUUUUUUAGGACUUUGAAUACUGUUUUCAAUUGACCGAAGGUGUCUAUAGCUUUAAUAAGUAUUCAUGCUUAUAAAGUUAAUGCAAUUUCUUUCCCAUUCCUAAAUCUUUGGAAAAGUAACUUUUGUUUAUUUGAGGG